Messenger RNA from Capronia epimyces CBS 606.96, 420 nucleotides. RefSeq lists its product as uncharacterized. Gene Ontology annotation, cellular component: fungal-type vacuole membrane. NCBI's taxonomy places the organism in Eukaryota, Fungi, Ascomycota, Eurotiomycetes, Chaetothyriales, Herpotrichiellaceae. The coding region runs from base 1 to 420 and encodes 139 amino acids. The record is from RefSeq and is a predicted model, not a curated record. The transcript has a single exon.
AUGUUGGCAAGAGUUUGGCAUCGACUCUAUGUAGAAAUUGGCUUGAAAGCAUGGAUGGUAUCGCCUUACAACACCAAGAUCCUCUGCCUUCAGCGGUACUUCCGAUUCCUUGCAUAUGGUGGCUCCACGCUCAUUCUUGCUCUAUCCUUGUCGAGCUUGGAAGUCUCGGAUCAGAAGAUUGGCCCUUUCAUGACCUUGACCCUUCUAGGUGACGUGUUCGUGAGCCUGAUCUCAACCGCCAUCGCCGACAGCAUUGGCAGACGGCGGAUUUUGGCGAUUGGGGCAUUGUUGAUGACUGCAAGUGUGCUUGCAAUGUUCCAAGGCCACCGAACUGCAGAGGAGCAAGCCUUGGAAAACUUCGAUUCGCAAAUCCAACAUGUGCGGGAAGAGGACUCAGAUGAUGUUCGGAACCCUGUGUAG